AUGGCCGACACAGAGGACACCGGUACCUCAUCUGUCUCGGAGCCUCUGGACCUCGUGCGCCUGUCCCUUGAUGAGACCGUUUUUGUGAAGCUGCGCGGGGACCGCGAGCUCAAGGGUCGUCUUCAUACUGCUGACAGUGAUGGAUACGGCCAGGCAUACGAUUCCCACUGCAAUCUAGUCCUAGGCGACGUCGAGGAGACCAUCUACGUGGUGGAGGAGGACGAGAACGAGGAAGAGAUCACCCGGACGAUCAAGAAGCAGGAGGAGAUGCUCUUUGUGCGAGGUGAGUCUGCCAUGAUUGCCGAUGGUGGCAUCGGGACCUACCUAGUCUCCCUCCACUAA
Penicillium riverlandense is the source of this 342-nucleotide messenger RNA. RefSeq names its product U4/U6-U5 snRNP complex subunit LSM3. The record is from RefSeq and is a predicted model, not a curated record. Gene Ontology annotation, biological process: P-body assembly; mRNA splicing, via spliceosome. Gene Ontology annotation, molecular function: RNA binding. Gene Ontology annotation, cellular component: Lsm1-7-Pat1 complex; precatalytic spliceosome; P-body. The coding region runs from base 1 to 342 and encodes 113 amino acids. The transcript is spliced from 3 exons. NCBI's taxonomy places the organism in Eukaryota, Fungi, Ascomycota, Eurotiomycetes, Eurotiales, Aspergillaceae.